Messenger RNA from Sorex araneus (European shrew), 4097 nucleotides. It is a transcript of the gene SMIM19, whose product is annotated as small integral membrane protein 19. The coding region runs from base 138 to 557 and encodes 139 amino acids. The transcript has 4 exons. NCBI's taxonomy places the organism in Eukaryota, Metazoa, Chordata, Mammalia, Eulipotyphla, Soricidae. The record is from RefSeq and is a predicted model, not a curated record.
CCAUCCGGAAGCCGCCGCGCCGGCAGGAAGUGACGAAGCAGGGCCCGUCGGGGCCGUGGGGCCGCUUCCCGCGCGCCCGGCCCUGCGUCCGGGGAAGAGCCCCGAACCGAGCCGCCGCCGCCGAGCCCGCAGCCCCCAUGCCUGGAAGUUACAGCGUGAUGGCAGACGAUGGUUCUAUGGAUUAUAGCGUACAUGAGGCCUGGAAUGAAGCCACCAAUGUUUAUUUGGUGGUGAUCCUUGUUAGCUUUGCUCUCUUCAUGUAUGCCAAGAGGAAUAAAAGGAAAAUUAUGAGGAUAUUCAGUGUGCCAUCUUCAGCAGAAACCUUGUCAGAGCCUAACUUUUAUGACACAAUGAGCAAAAUUCGCUUAAGACAGCAACUGGAGAUGUAUUCUAUUUAUUCUUCUAUUUCAGUUUUUGAACCACAUUCAGGGCUUACUCCUGAUUCUUGCAUAGGGAUCACUUCUGGUGGGCUCUGGACAUCAUAUGCAGUGCUGGAUAUUGAACUGGAGUCAGCCAAAUGCAAGACAGCCAUCUUAAAAUGUGGACUAUCUCCCUAACCCUGGUUUUCAGAUAUUCUUGAGUGGACUAAGUCAUUUUUUAAAAAUAGUAAAUGUAGAACGAUAUGCCAUAGAGAUGCCUCCAGACCCUUCUCCAGGCUGUCUAAUCCAGGGUAACCUAGAAGGGGCUGGGUGAGUUCCCCUUUCCGCCCCAACAGAGCCCAGUGGUUGGAAACCUCUAGAACUCAAUCACCUCCAUGCUCACAGCCGAUCUCCACAGGCUCAGAUGAGCUUCACCUAUGAGUGAAUCUACUGAAAAACCCAGGUAUGAAAAACCCAGAUUGUGACAAAUCUCCAGGCUCAAUAGUUAGGAAUAGGUGUCCCCCCCCCACUCUCCGUCCUUCUAAGGUAGCCUGGCAGUCAUGCCCAGGAACUGCCUCUGGGGCCAUCUAAGCUCAUUAACGGCCAUGAUCCAGUGACUUACAAAUAAAGCUCUUGGAAGAAAGCAACACGGAACCAUAGAUAUGCCUCCGGACCCCUAAGUCACCCUCCAGUUUUUAAAAAAUGUAAAUUAACCUCAGCUGUAUAACAGAAUUUAAAAUUUCAGAAUUCCUGGAGUGUGUGGUCACAUUCACAACUAUGUGACAUCUCAUUCUUUUACAAAGACUUAGUGGUUCCAGGGUGAAAUACAAUCUUCACAUACUUUCCUCUAAAAAAAAUUAUUUUGGAUCAUUUUUAAUGUGUUAUUUAUAACAAGACUACAAAAGAAAUUAUUAUUUAGGUCCUGCUUAGGGGCAGGACUUGGGGGUCAGGGUGGAAACAUUCAAAAUAUGGUGGUGGGUAGGUGUAAUGGUGGGAUUGCUGUUGGAAUAUUAAAUGUAACAAUUUACUGUGAAGAACUUUAUAAAAAUAAAAAAUUGAAAAAUAAAAAUAGCAAAUGUGGUGUACCUGUUUUUAAAAUUAUUUUCUUUGUUGUUCAGCCUUAGCAUGACUUUCACAGUGUAACACUUUAUUUAAUUGCAUCACCAGCUCUACUAUGCAUAGUUCUUAAGAAAAAUCUAACGUCAUUGCUAUUAUAUCACCAAAAAUCUGUCACUAAGAUAUUGUUCAUUGGAAAUAACUGAAGAAGUUUUUAAUAGUAAGGGUAUGGGAUGAGGGGCACUGGCCUGCUAUUUGCCAACAAAUUUUAUGCAACUUUUUGAGUUGUCAAGGCUUUUAUCAGUAAUUCAUUUUGGCAAAAAAGUUGCUCCUUUUCUUCCUUGAGCCUUUUGAUCAUCAAAGUUAACUUUCUCUUUUCAUCUAGACCAGUGAUUUUUUCCUGCAGAGGAUUGAAGAUUGAGUUUCAGAACUUCCAGUUUCAAGGAUAGAUUUUAAUUUAUCGACAAAUUGUAAAUGAAUAAAAGUGUAUGGAAAUUUAAUUACUCAAAAUAUGCUAAUUUAUUUUCAUUCUAACUUUACUUAAGGUUCUUGAUGUUCUGGACUACUUUUUUAGGUGCCUUCCUUAAUGGCCUCUAUCCUGUUGCCAUGGUGAAAUAGCAUUAAUCACACUUCUUAAGCUAACAAUAUUUGUAAGCUAUACCCUUUUUUUUUGCUUAUUUAAGAAAAAGAAAAAGAUUCUGGAAAAUAUAGCCAAUUUCAAAGGAUUAAAUUUCUUUUUAGGAAUAUUAGUCAUUUAAAUUGAAUAUAUUUAAUUGAAUUUUUUAAUUGAAUAUAUAAAAAACAUGACAAUUGUAGAUCCUUACAAUUCUGUUAGCAGACAGCUUUGACUAAAGCUGAUGUUUGCGUUUUCAAGCUGUGUGAAACUACUUGAAACAAUUUUGAAUGGAGGGAGGUCACCUCAUGGUACAAAUCAUCGUUUUUCUUUUGAACUCUCUUAUAACUUGUAAUUACUGAUCAAACAAAAAGCUUUAGUUCAUCUUUCUCCCUUAAAAACUUGACAUAAAACUUGAACUUGAUUUACUUUGUGUGAAGUCACAUUUAAUUUACUCAAAAGAGUACUCUAAAGUUCUAUACUUUGGGGGACAGCUUUGAAAGCAUCAACAAAGAAAAUCAAUAAGAGUUAGUUAAUAGAACAUAGAAUUAAAAACAUUAAUUUCAGCAUGUUUUUAUUACUAUUUGUUUGAAAUUAGCAUACUAUUUGCUAGGUCUUAUUUGUUCAUCUGUUAAAUGAGAAUAACUUUCUUUUUUCAACCCAGGGAUGUUCAAAUUUUUAAAAAUAUAGCCUUCUAGAACCCUUUGGAAGUCAGUGUAAUAAUCUUCGAUGAUGCUGUUGUUCAACCUUCUUUCUUCUGUGUAACCAAUCUAUAUACUGAAUAUUUGGAAAGAGAAAGAUUGUUUGAAUAUUAAUGGAGUCCCUAAUUCUUGUGAGCAUCUAGAGUGGUUCACAGACCAAUGGCAGGCUAUAGAAAUUUCCUGGUUAGCCACCAAAAACUUCCCCCAAUCAUGUAAAGUUUCCAUGAUCAAAUCAACUGCUUUGUAUAGAGGUGAGGUGACACUGCACUUGACCUGUUGUGGUCUGAUUAUAUUAGAUGAAGUGCUCAGUCACCCGAUGCCUCAAAUUGCAUCAGAUCUCCUAUCUACUACACAUUGCAAAAAUUCUUAUUUUAUUGCAUUUGUUCAUAUGUUCUAAUAAAGUGUUGCAGUAUAUCAAAAAACAAGUUAAUUCUUUUGUAAAAGUUUUUGUAAGAAAAAUUCUUACAAAACCGAGACAAAAAAAUGUAUAAAGCAAAACCUUUUCAUCUUUAACAGAGCAAGGGCAGUAUUCAGGAAAAAAAUAGUGAUAGUACCAAAACUCUGCCAUCCAUGUACUAGCACUUUAAAUUCAGAAGAAACAAAGAAAAGAAAUAUAUUAAUACUUUAGAAUGAGCAAUACAAGUCAUAAAGAGAAAAGGAAACAUAACACAUUGCAAUAAGGAGUAUUUAAAGCUUGGAGUACAUAGGCUCUUGAUGAGUAUUUUUGCUGUAGCUCCUAGCAAUUAAUUAUUAUCAUGGUCUUUAUGUAUAGUAUGUUCCAAGAUUCUGUCAAGAGCCGCUCUGAAACCUUCCAAACUUGUCAUUUGCAUUCGAGGCAUAGAGGUUUUACUAAUAAACCGCUGGGCUUUUUUCAAAGAUCAUAUGACCAGAUGAAAUAUCUUAAAAAUCAAGAGAAAAUGAUGACUGGUGACAAAUUGUUCCUUUGAGCAUACUACAUAGCUAAAAUGAAAAAAAAAUCUGCUAAUGGCUAGGAGUUAUUAAAGCCUUGCAUCUUAGGAGAAAUUUUGGGUUCUGAGUCACUAAAACAUCAAAAUCUGUUUAAAUAUAGGAAAAAAGAAAGAACACUGGAAGCUAUAUUACUUUCACACUACCCUUCAGAGAAUUAUUGAUAUUUACUAAUACUUUAAUAAUUAUUUCCUUGAAAAUUAGGGUACUUGUGAAGAUAAUUCCUUUGUUAAAAGCUUCUUCUUGGAAAAUGUGAAAUUAUGCUCACUUGUUCCUCACGAAAAAGAAGAGCUAUUUUUGGUGUUCAAACAUAAAAUGCAAUCAUUGUCUUAACUGGAUAUUCCUUGAAAAAGAAUACCUUCUCUGAGUAUGUAGCUAUUAAAUUGCUUAUAAUUUUUUUUA